Gastrolobium bilobum is the source of this 865-nucleotide messenger RNA. RefSeq lists its product as uncharacterized. Gene Ontology annotation, biological process: maturation of SSU-rRNA from tricistronic rRNA transcript (SSU-rRNA, 5.8S rRNA, LSU-rRNA). Gene Ontology annotation, cellular component: nucleus. Lineage: Eukaryota; Viridiplantae; Streptophyta; Magnoliopsida; Fabales; Fabaceae. The coding region runs from base 68 to 673 and encodes 201 amino acids. The transcript is spliced from 4 exons. The record is from RefSeq and is a predicted model, not a curated record.
UUUGGAUGCUGGUGCCCUAGAAUAUAAAUGUACACCUAAACGCGAAAGAAACACUGAACGAAAUCAAAUGGCAAACACAGCACGGUUACAAGGAGAUUCAGCGAGACUUUUCAGUGAAGGGAUUGGGUUGGUUCUGUAUCGGUGGUCGGCACUUCGAACCGCCGUUGAGAACGAAUGGGGCGGCCGCGAGUCACGACUCAAAGCCGAUCAACUCGCCGCCGAUCUACUUUCCUGGUUCACUCAAUCCAAAGAGCCACUUUAUAUCGAUGACUUAGAAAGCAUACUCGAUGAAGGAAUGCUUUCUCUCAACGUAGAGGUUGAAGAUGGCAGCAUUGAAGAGGUAGCUGAAAAUCUAAUGGUUAUGCAUGAAGAGUGCUUACAAGGUAAUUUUAGGUCUAUCGAGAUUCUCAGGGAAGCCAAUCUUAAGCAAGCUGCUCAUCCUCAAGUAACGCAGAUUGUAAAUGAUGAUGAAGAUGAUGAUGAUGAUGAUGAUGAUGAGAACAUUAGCGGGGUUGAUAAUUCUUCAAACAUGGAUCUGGACAUUCCUAAAUCUGAAUCAAAGUUGAAUUCGGUGAACAAGCCAGUUAAUGGGCCUCUGACAAAGGUUUCAGGUGAAGCAGAUGAUGGAUGGGUUGUAGUUUCAAACAAAAGAAAUAAAGGUAGAAAAAAUUAGAUGAAAAAUCAUUUAAAAUUUUCUGUUUUAAGGAUGUGUAGUCUUCCUCUGUUUUCUUGUGCUUUUUGAGGUAUUGCAAACCUUCUUGAGGUGUGUAACUAUGUAUCCGGAUUUUUUGUUUCCUUAUUUAAAGUAAUCUAUCUGAGUUCUUUAGAAGAAAAUAGAUGGGCAUAUAUUUUGGGAAAUCCUGCA